AUGGGCUGCGGCCGCCGCCGCCGCCUCCGCCGCGCCUGCAGCACCGGGAGCAGCACCGGCAGCGUCACCGGGAGCUGCCUCGGGGCGGGACCCCGAGCACGGGGCGAGCCCCGGGAGCCCCGUCCCGGCCGUUACCGCAGCGCCGCGGCCGCGGGACCGGCCGGGGCCGCCGCCGCGCGCUGUCACUCAUCACCGCCGGCUCACAAUGAGCCCAGCGUGUCGCCGGCCAUAAACAAUACAGGCGAGGCCCCGCCCCUUUCCGCCGCCUGGCCCCGCCUUUUCCGCCGCUCGACUCCGCCCACUCCAGGAUGGCGGCGGCCAGGCGCGCCGGGCGGCGUUAGCGGAGCCGGGCGGUACCGGAGCGCUCCCGGAGCGCUCCCGGCGGGGCCGGCGGCGCUCGGAUCCGCCCCGAGGCCUUUGCGAUCGGCGAUGGCGGCGGCGGCGGGCGGCGGGGCGGGCGGGGGCCGGCGGGAGCCGCCUCACACGCUGCAGGGGCUGCUGGAGAUGGCGGUGGUGGCCGGGGAGGCGCAGCCCGAGCCCCGCCAGCCCAUGGCCGAGGAGAGGCAGCAGUGGCUGCGCGAGGCCGUGUCCCAGGCUCUGGCCGGCCCCGGCGCUGCCCGGGCCGAGCUCCAGCGCUGCCUGCGGGUGCUGGCCGGGCCCUGCCCCGGGGAGGCGGCGCCCGAGAGGGGCCUGGGGGACACCGGGGGCCACGAAGGGGCCCUGGCCGAGCUGGCCGAGCUCUGCGAGAGCCUGGACAACGCCACAGAUUUCUGCUCGCUGGGGGGGCUGGAGGUGGUGCUGGAGCUGCUGGGGCACCGCUGGCCCCCGCUGCGAGCCGGGGCCGCGCGGCUCCUGGGCUCCUGCGCCCAGAACCUUCCGGAAGCGCAGGCGCGGGCGCUGGCCCUGGGGGCUCUGCCCGCCCUGCUGGGGGCGCUCCGGGGGGACCCCGACCCCCGCGUGCCCCCCGCCGCCCUCUUCGCCGUCUCCUGCCUGGUGAGGGCCCAGCCCGAGGGGCUGCAGCAGCUCGAGGCUCUGGGGGGGCUCGAGGUGCUGGGGGGGGCCCUGCAGAGCCCCCACCCCCCCCCUGAGGGCCCGGGCUGCCUUCCUGCUGCACUGCCUGCUCAAGGAGCACCCCCGCCUCAAAGGUCAGCCCCAAAACCGCCCAAACUGCCCCCCUGGUGCAGCAGGGCCUGGUGCCGCGGGCGGCGGGCGCUGCUGCGCUCCGAGCACGACGGGGCCCACGAGCACGGCCUGGGGACCCUCUGCAGCCUGGCGUCGGGCUGCCCCGAGGGGCUCCGCGAGUGCCGGGACCCCGCGCUGGGGCUGGAGGAGCUGCUCCGGGAGCGCCGGGAGCUGCUGCGGGGCCGCGAGGAGUUCCAGGAAGAGCUGGAGUUCUGCGAGCGGCUGCUGCAGCUCUGCUUCGAGACCCCCCCCGAAGAAUCCACCAUGGACCGAUGACCCCAAAACCCCCCAAAAUUCCCCCAAAAAUCCCCUCCCCGACCCCCCAAAAACCCCCAAACGCUGCGAACCCCCCGAUCCAGGGGGGGAAUAAACGCUCCGGGCCCGA
This is a messenger RNA of Haemorhous mexicanus (house finch), 1567 nucleotides long. It is a transcript of the gene HSPBP1, whose product is annotated as HSPA (Hsp70) binding protein 1. The record is from RefSeq and is a predicted model, not a curated record. NCBI's taxonomy places the organism in Eukaryota, Metazoa, Chordata, Aves, Passeriformes, Fringillidae.